This is a messenger RNA of Lathyrus sativus (Indian pea), 2757 nucleotides long. Lineage: Eukaryota; Viridiplantae; Streptophyta; Magnoliopsida; Fabales; Fabaceae. The record is from the annotation of a GenBank genome assembly.
AUGGGGAUUGAUAAGGAAGAACUGCCUCGCAGUGGUGAGCAGACAUUAAACUUGAUGUCAACACUAAAGGAAUUGCAUAAACUCAACUCUCGGGACCUUUAUAGAUUAUUAAAGGAUUCUGGAAGUGGAAAUUUAUCUGUUCACUACCUUACUGAAAAAGGAGUGCUUCUGAAGGUUGAUAUGGGCAAGCUUGCACAAUCUCUUCCAUUGCAUCUUACUACAAUACUAAUUUUUUCUAGAAGAGAUGAAGAUGUGUUCCAAUACGUGUUAUGUGGCAUUCGUCUGUUGCAUUCGUUAUGUGAUUUAGCCUCUCGACAUCCAAAAUUUGAUCAGAUUUUUCUACAUGAUUUGAAAGUGGUGGAACAACUGAUUGAUUUGGUUUUGUACAUCCUUACUAUUCUUAGUACCUACAGACAGGAAGAUCAUGCUUUUAGACUUAUGUACCUUUCGCAUUCUGCUCUUUUAGCAUGCAGCUUACAUCUAAUAACUGGGUUUAUAUCAACACAGUUUCAAGAUAUUGCCAAUGUUUUGCUUGCACACCCAAAGGUUGACUUAUUUAUGGAUGCAGCUUUUGGAUCAGUUCGCGUGGUUGUUAGGAGUCUGGAGAUUACAUUGAUAGCUUGCUACAAAGAUUUUUCCAUGGAAUCAAAUCUUUCAUCUGAACAAGUAGUAUAUUUUCUCUGCCAGCAAUGUGAGGCUUCUCUACAGUUUAUUCAGUCAUUGUGCCAGCAGAAAUUGUUUAGGGAGCGCCUGCUCAAUAAUAAGGAACUAUGUGGAAAGGGAAGCAUUCUUUUCCUCGCUCAAUCUAUCUUGAAGUUAAACACUCAAUCAUCUUUUCCAACUAGGAUCGUGGCUGGAAUUUCAAGGCUGAAAGCCAAAAUAAUAUCCAUUCUGCUGAGUUUGUGUGAAGCAGAAAACAUUUCUUAUCUCGAUCAAGUAGCCACCUCAUCACAAAGUUUAGAUUUGGCUAAAUCUGUUGCGUUGGAGGUAUUGGACUUGUUGAAGACUGCUUUUGGAAGAAAUCCUGGGCAUCUCACUACUACCGACAGAAGAUACCCAAUUGGGCUUUUACAACUUAAUGCAAUGCGCCUAGCUGACAUUUUCUCUGAUGAUACAUACUUUCGAUCUUGCAUCAUAGUUUAUUUUACUAAAGUUCUUACAGCAGUACUAUCACUCUCCCAUAUGGAUUUUUUAUCCUCUUGGUGUUCGUCUAAUCUCUUAGAAAUGGAGGAGGAUGCAAGUGUUGAAUAUAAUAUAUUUGCUACAGUUGGAUGGAUUUUGGAUAAUAGUUCAUCUAUGGAUCUACAGAAUUCAACAGUCUUGGAAUUGAAUAUGAAACGUAACAUCAUGCCUUCUGCUUCUUAUGCACAUCACAGGACUUCAUUAUUUGUCAAAGUCAUUGCAAAUCUUCAUUGUUUUGUUCCCGACUGUUGUGAAGAAAAGGAGAGAAACCUUUUCGUUCGAAAGGUCCUGGAGUGCCUGCAAAUGGAUCUAUCUAAUUUGCUUCCUGGGUUUUCUUUCGCAUCUGAUACUCCUAAAGCGGACACUAUUAGCAAGAAUCUACGCUCUUUGUUAAAUCAUGCACAAUCUUUGAUGCCAAAUUUUUUAGACCCAGAGGAUCUACAAAUUCUAAGGGUAUUUUUUAGCGAAAUGCAAGCACAAUUUUCUUCUGGCUCUGGGGAAAAUCGUGUUCAAGAGGCUCAGCGUAUAGGGAUCCACCCGACGCAUUUACAAGUAAAAGAACCCGCUGAACUUGAUAAGCUUGGUAACUUGAAGGAGGGAAUGUCCGAGAAUUCUGCAUUUCCAAGCAUAGAUCAGCAUAAUAUUAGAGUUGAAAACACAAAAUUAGGCGAGGACAUAAAUAGGCCACAUCAGGUAGGAGGUAAAAGUAUGGGUAGUAAGACUGUGUUGUUAACAGGAGCAAGAGAUACGCAUAAGGAUGCUCAGAACGCUGAAACAAGUGGUUCAGAUACUAGUUCUGUAAAAGGAAAAAAUGUCCUUAAUCAUGCAGAUAACGGCGAAUCAAAAUCAAUGGAGCAUCUUAGAAAGGUUGUAGUUGAUGAAACUCCGGUGGAUGAAAAGGUUGAACCUCUACAAAGAAGAGACCGAAAGCGGACUAUGAUGAAUGAUAAAAUGGCGGAGUCGAUGGAGAGUGCACUCUUGGAUGAGCCAGAAGAUGAAAAGGUUCAAAAGAGAAGGCGACGAACUAUAAUGAAUGAUAAAAUGGUGGAGUUGAUGGAGAGGGCACUCUUGGAUGAGCCACAAAUGCAGCGAAAUGCAGCUUCUCUUCAAUCAUGGGCUGAAAAAUUAAGUCACCAUGGUUCUGAAGUUACACCCUCUCAGCUUAAAAAUUGGUUAAACAAUCGAAAAGCUAAGCAGGCCCGCACAUCCAAAGAUAAUCCAGUGCUGGAUAAGCAAAAAGGGCCAGUAAGAGUGUCCCCUGACUUACAUGACAGUCUCUGUCCUUUAGAAGUCGUCCGUUGUAAUGUUGGUCAGAGCGCCGUGCUUGUAAACUCGCGAGGAGAGGAGAUUGGCAAAGGAAAGGUAGUUCAGGUGAAUGGCAAGUGGUAUGGGAAGAGCUUGGAGGAAUUAGAGGCCUAUGUUAUGGAUGUUUACGAGCUACAUGCUGAUAAAGGGAUGAAGUUACCCUUCACAUCAGAAGCUACUGGUACUUCAUUUGCAGAGGCUGAAAGAGAGUUAGGUUCCAUGAGAGUCUUGUGGGAUUCGCGCAGAAUUCUUGUACUCCAAUCUGAAUGA